AUGGAAAUAGUUAGAAACCCAGGUGUAGUUAGCACUAUUCGCAGUUUGCUAUGUUAUACUCCUGAAGAUUCCAAGUUUCUCAGUACUGCAGGAUGGAACUAUCCGAAUAAUCCACAUAUAUCGGGAGACAACUUUAGUUUACUGAUUCCUAUAAAACACAUAUUCAACAUUUUCAACGACUACAAUAAAUUAACCUAUGGCCGUCAAGUGUUUCGAUUUGUUCGAGCACGCAAUGAUAGAGACUGUAUUCUAGUGGAAGAACCUAAUGCUACAACAACAACAACAGUAUCUUUAACUGUUGCCAGCAUGGAACUCAAGGUUAAGCAUGUCUUUCCCAAUGAUAUGAAAAUUGAAUUAAUGACUCCGAUUAAGAAUAAUGUGCCGAUAAUUAUACCUUUCCGUAAAUGGGAGCUCAAUGAACUACCGUCACUUACGUCAGGAUCUCGACGCGAGAUAUGGAGUGUAAAGACAACUUCAUCUGUUGAACGCCCACGUUAUGUCAUUGUGGCUUUUCCAACCUCUAAACGAGAUGACAUACACGCUGAUCCAACGUUAUUUGAUCACAUUAGAAUGUCCAGCGUGUGA
Messenger RNA from Diabrotica virgifera virgifera (western corn rootworm), 585 nucleotides. RefSeq lists its product as uncharacterized. The transcript has a single exon. Lineage: Eukaryota; Metazoa; Arthropoda; Insecta; Coleoptera; Chrysomelidae. The record is from RefSeq and is a predicted model, not a curated record. Bases 1 to 585 code for a protein of 194 amino acids.